GCCUGCGCCCUGCCCGCCCCGGCCCCCCUCGCCUACACCCAGGCGCUGGCGCAGGCCGUGGACUCCUUCAACCAGCGCCCCGACGUGCAGAACUCCUUCAGGCUGCUCAGCGCCGACCCCGAGCCCAGCCCGGAUGUCCAGCUCAGCUCCCUGCGGACCCUCAACUUCACCAUCAUGGAGACGCGCUGCCCCGCGCACACCGGCGCCCGCCCCGACACCUGCGACUUCAAGGAGGACGGGCUGAUCAAGGACUGCUCCGGGCCCGUGCUGACGCAGAGCGGCCGCCCCGUGCUCGAUGUCACCUGCGUGGACUCCACGAUGGACCCCGUCCGCGUCAAGCGCUUCUGGCCGCUGGUGCCGGUGGCGAUCAACACGGUGGCCGCUGGCAUCAACCUCUACAAGGCCAUCAGGAGGAAAUGAGCCCCCCCCCCUGGAGCCCCCCCGCUGUCACCGCUGCCAC
Oxyura jamaicensis (ruddy duck) is the source of this 460-nucleotide messenger RNA. RefSeq names its product cathelicidin antimicrobial peptide (gene CAMP). The annotation marks the transcript as partial. The record is from RefSeq and is a predicted model, not a curated record. Gene Ontology annotation, biological process: antimicrobial humoral immune response mediated by antimicrobial peptide; defense response to Gram-positive bacterium; defense response to Gram-negative bacterium. The transcript is spliced from 4 exons. Gene Ontology annotation, molecular function: lipopolysaccharide binding. Gene Ontology annotation, cellular component: extracellular region. NCBI's taxonomy places the organism in Eukaryota, Metazoa, Chordata, Aves, Anseriformes, Anatidae.